AUGGCAGACUCACACAUUACAAAUCAGAAGAUCACCAUGUUUUUUAUUCCCAAAGCAGAGGCAGAGAGCGUGAUAAUCAGCAUUCAUUUGAUCAAGAAUCAAAGCCAUUUGAUAAAUCAAAUGUCAAGUGCUACAGAUGUCAUAGGUUCCAGUAAUCAUAUGUGUGGUGACAAGUCAGUAUUUUCUGAUUUGGAUGAAUCCUUUCGAGGUAUGGUGAAAUUUGGAGAUAACUCAAAAGUCUCUGUCAUGGGAAAAGAUUUGAAGAGCAAUUUGCUUAGUAUGGGGCAGCUACAAGAGAAGGGAUAUGGGAUCGUCAUUAAAGCAGGAACGUGCAUAUCGUCAUUAAAGCAGGAACGCGUCGAAUUCAAGAUCCAAAUAAGGGCUCUUGUUGAGAAAGAAGUUAGGAGAGCUAUCAAAACUCUUCGAACAGAUCGUGGUGGAGAAUACACCUCACGAGAAUUUGCAAAUUUCUAUGAGAUGCAUGGCAUUAAAAGGCAACUUACAAUAGCCUACACACCACAGCAGAAUGGCGUAUCCGAGAGGAAAAAUCGUACAAUCUUAAAUAUGGUGCGGAGCAUGUUGACUAGGAGAAAUGUCCCAAAUAAUUUCUGGCUUGAGGCAGUGAAUUGGACGUAUGCUCAUAUUCCAGAUGAAAAGAGGAAGAAGCUCGAUGACAAAGGAGAAAAAUGUAUCUUUCUCAGUGUUAGUGAACAUUCAAAGGCCUAUAAAUUAUACAAUCCCAUCACCAAGAAGAUCGUCAUCAGUAGAGAUGUGGUAUUUGAUGAAGAAAGAACAUGGACAUGGGCGGUUAGUACUUCAGGGCAGCCCAUUCCAGUCAAUUUUGAUGUUAAAAAUGAAGAAAAUUGUGAUCCCGUUACAUUCCAAGAUGCUAUCAAAGACCCAAAAUGGCAGAAGGCAAUGGAUGAGGAGAUUACAUCCAUUGAGAGAAAUAACACUUGGGAAUUGACAAAUCUUCCCAAAAGGCAAAAGUCAAUUGGGGUCAAGUGGAUCUACAAAACAAAGCUGAAUGGGGAAGGAAAGUUGACAAGUACAAAGUUCGCCAAGUUGCAAAAGGAUAUAAGCAAGAAUUUGGCGUCGACUACAAAGAGGUUUUUGCUCUAG
This is a messenger RNA of Cornus florida, 1122 nucleotides long. RefSeq lists its product as uncharacterized. Lineage: Eukaryota; Viridiplantae; Streptophyta; Magnoliopsida; Cornales; Cornaceae. The transcript is spliced from 6 exons. Gene Ontology annotation, biological process: DNA integration. Bases 1 to 1122 code for a protein of 373 amino acids. The record is from RefSeq and is a predicted model, not a curated record. Gene Ontology annotation, molecular function: nucleic acid binding.